GCUUGUCCUCAUCUUUAGGAGCAUCUCGCCUGGUUUUGCUGCAAACGACGCACCUCCCAAUUCGCGUGGAGCACGGAACAUCCGAGAACACAUCGUUUCUAUUUUUGGUCCCUUCUGUUCACGCAAGGCAACUAUUUGCUUUAUUCUAUCAACGUCACUUACUUCUCUUACACACACACACACACACAAAGUAAAAAGGCAAGAAGACGUGCGCAGACACCCAGAUAGAGUUACUUCUGGCUAUUCGUCGUUCACCGCCUUCUUUUCGCAUUCUACUUCUUUGUCUUUUUUUUUUGGCUGGAAGACUUGUUGCUGCACCCUCUUUCUCCCCCUUCCGGUUUCUGAUUUUGGCUGUGUCAUCGUCGUGCAGAGGGGAGGAGCGUAGGCGAACUUGACUUUAAGUUAUGAUAUGUGUCGGUAAGGGAGAGAGGCGUUUCUAUUGCUAUAAAAACGUACAUACUUUCCUUUUGUAGGCUCCGCUCUCUCCAUUGAUCACUCACCACCAUUUGUUGCUUCCACACUUUAUCUGUUCUUUUCCUUUUCUGUGAUCACUGGAGAAAGGGAUCCCUUUUCUCCUUCUUUGCCAGUUACUUGUAGUGUCCCUCGACACCCUCUUUUUCUUCCUUUCUUUUUUUUUUUGGUUCGUUCUGCUUCCGCUUUGUAUUUAGUGAUCUUCUUUGGGUGCGCGCCGAAAGGAAGAGAGGAAGAGAGGACUAAAGAAGCCGUACACCGUCGCUUUACCAUCUCAGAAUUUCUUUUUCUCUUCCUGCUGCUUCUGUGAAUCCUGGCCUUUGCUGUGAAGCUGACGCACUGCUGCAGACGCUCCGUUGCGUCUUCUUUUCCUUCUUCAUUCUCUUUGUUUUUUUUUUCCUUCUUAUUGCGGUGGUGACGUCUUCACGCACAUCAUCGUCAACGCCUCAUACACACACACACACAGCAGUUGAAAUGCAGCAGCCUUCGUUAGCGGAGAUGCAUGCGUUUUUCGAGCCUGCCGCGGCUAUCGCUACGUGCAAGGCAGAGGAUAUCAUGACCAUGUCAGUGGAUCACGUUGCGCAGGUUGCCUGGCCGCUGCUUUCCGAUGCGGAGCGCACUUUAUCCACGCGCGACAUCCUCUUCACCCCGCCGAUGCGCGUGAGUGCGUCUCCACGCGCCACGGAGGCCGCCUUUGCGGCAGGCAUUCAGUCCUGUCUCACAGAACUCACCGAGAGCCUUGAGCGUGUAAGGUGCGGAGAGAGCCCGCUUUCGUUGGCGCGACUGCGUGCUGCGGCGCUGGCUUACCAUAUCAACGCCGCCUCAAAGUGGUCUACGAAAGAUGCAGCGUGGUCCAAAUCGGCAAACACGACUUCGUCCUCACAGGUGCAAGGUGGCAGCUCCGCCGCCGCGCCGCCACCCGCACAGCCGGUAGAGGCGACGGACGCUCUUUUCGAUUUUGCCCUCCCAUCGUUCACGUCAGCGGAGACCGCGGAGGAGAGGAGGGGGACCGCGGCUAAGGCGUCGAGCGCUCAGGAGGCCGGUGCGCUGCCCACCACGGCGAUCCACUUGAAUAGCCAUAACCCUCCACCGGAUCUUGUCAGCUUUGAGUUACACAAAGCGACGGGCGCAUUCCACACGGCGGAACAACGCCCAACGCAGAAAAAUGAUGCCUCGGAGCAAAAUCAAGAUGCCACAGCCAACUCACACCACAGCGCUGCUGAUCGUGCGAGUUACGAGCGCAAAACGCGGUCGUUUGUCUCGGAGUUCGUCGACUCACAGUGGGAUUCGGUCGUGGCCAGCGCGCUGCGCUGCGACGGUCCAAUCAACACGGCCACCACGGCAACGGCGGCGUCAACGGAAGCGGUGGCGGCACUGCAAGCUACGAUGCUGCGACACAAAAUUGUGCGCACUGCCCUUGUCCUUUGCCACAUGGCGCCGACCUCCGCCGCGGCAGGGCAUUCGUUUGUGUGUUUGCUGAAGUACGCGCUGCGGGCGGUGGCGGCGACCGAUGCAAUUCGCUACUGCACAGAUGGAAUUCACAGUAGCAAUGCCAGCGGUAUUGGGAACGUUAGUGCGUACCCUGAUGCGGCAGCGGCUGGCGGGAUUGGCGAUGCCGAUCGUGCCGCUGCUCCCACGAACACUGCUCCCACCCAUGAGGCAGUUGAGGAUGGCAGUGAGACGAAGGUCUCGUCAGGGGCCGUCGGGGAGGACAGGAGCUCCUAUGUGGAUCAUGGCACUGAUGGGGCUAGCGAGUCGACCUCUCCGGCACCUGCCUCCUCGGGAGCCGCGACAGCUGCGGUGCAACAAAGCAUGCUGUAUUUACAGGCGAGCCUGUGGGUGGAGGUCGUGCUGCCGCUGCUGCACUGCGUGCCGCUGGUGCGUUGGACAGACGACGUGCUGACAGAGCUGGGACAGGUGCUGGAAACAAUUGCCGCGGCGCCGCCACCGAGGCUGGUCGCCAUCGCCCAACAUCAGCAGCAGCAGCAGCGCUCCACCGCUGUCGCGACGGGGCGGCACGCGGAGUCGUCGAAGGAGGCAAAGUGCCGUGCGAAGAAGCCGCCGUUUACAUCCUUGUUGACGACAACGAGCGGGGGUGAGGUAGGCGCUGGAGCUGCGCAGCUUGUUGGCUUCAACGUCCGCAUUCCUUUCAAGAUUGGCCUUCCCAAGCGUGCGGUGACACGAGAAGAACUCUUCGACGUUCUUUUUCACGGCACAGGCGCAGCUGAGACAGGAGAUAGAGAGCAGCAUCCGCGGCAGCUUCCCCUGGCCAACGAGAGCGCCACCAGCGCGACGAUGAACAACGUCUCUUCUUUCACGUCCUCCGCUUUCCAUGAAGUUCCCGACAUUCGAGACGAGGAAGAACGGACGGAGGAUGUGUCGGUCGUGGAUGAAGAGGAAGAAGAUGACGAGGCUGUGACUGCUGAUGCGUACACCACGACUUCGGCCAGCAGCGACACAUCGUCCUCUACCUCGUCUUCGGCGCACACGGAAAGGGUGAGUGCGCUGAAUGUGUCGGUGCACAGCCAGGACGAAGAGGAGGCCGCCUUCGGUGUCUUGCCGGGUGCGCCGCUUGGUGACUUCGACGCGCAGCCGUGCCGCCGCCGGCGUACGCGGAUGGUUGAAUUCAGCUUCCCGGCCGCCACACGUUUGUCGGUGCGUCUGCUCGAGUCCGUUGACUGGGAGCACUACAACCCGCGUGGGCGCGAUGUGCUCUUGUUGCCGCUGGAGAGCGCGUCCGGCAGCGCCCAGAAGUCUGCAGCAGCAGUGGGGUCCCCACAGCCGGUGCCGACUUCCACCGCCACUCCAAACGAGUCGCCCUCUCAUAUCAUCAGCAACAGUCUCGGUGCAGCUGGCAACAUUGUCAGGAUCAAGCACCCCGGCAAAGACACGCUGCCCUUGUCGCUGCAGAGCGUCAGGACGGACCGCAACGACGCACUCACGCACAACGGACCUUGUCGAGUGGCAAUCCCCAGUCUGCCACAGGAUGUUGCCUACACGGUGCCGGGCGAGGUCUCCGCCCACCUGCAAGUCACACUCGACACGCGCUGGAGCACAGAGUGGACGAUUGCUUUAUCCACAGCGCAACGCACCGUUGCGGAGCGGCUGCUGAGCUGGAUGGAGGCGCGCACGCACUCCAGCGUCGAUGACGCGCAGCAGCAGCGCCGCAGCCACGUCGCGAGCUGCCUUCUCCUCCGCGGUGGGCUGAAGGCUUCUGUGAGUGGGGCGACAUCGGAGAUCAAGACACAGGCGACGGCGACUUCGGCUGCUACUGCAGCUGCUCCAGCGUCAACUGCAUCCACCACAGCAGCAGCAACGUCGUCGACGAACGCGCCAAGCGUUGCUGCCUCGGCCACCGUGGCAUCGUCGGCGGCCAACGUGGCAUUGGACGCCUUCGUGGUAGCGAUUCUGGAGAUGCCGCUGGCCGCCUUACGCGCGCGUGUGCGCUGCCACACCAUCCACGCCGAGGGCGUCCGCGCGACGCUGGUCAUCAUUGCCCACGCCUUUGUGCAAGAUCGCCACGGCUACUUGAACGGUGACCCGCUCACGUGGCACGCGCCUGCCUGGUCCGAGGCGGUGCGGCGGGUGAGGUUGGCGAGCAACGUGGUGGGCGCCGCUGCCGUGUCGGGCGCUGCGGCGAUGGAGGUCGCUUUGUUUUUGGUGCGUCACGUCGCCGGCAGCUGCGACGCGGCCACCACCACGCGCGCGCAGGUCAUUGACGCGGCCAUUGGUCUGAUGAGCAUUUCAGGUCUCUCCUUGUCCGACGUGAAGGCGGCACUGGAGGAUCGCCGUCAGCUGAGCAGCACCAUGUGGAUCGUCGUGGACUUGCUAACCAAGUGCUCCGCCGUCUCGCGUACACCAAAGCAUGUUGCGCUCGUCAGUCAGGCAACACGGCGGCUUCUCCUCUUGGGAUGUGCCCCCACGCAGGCAGCGGUACCAUCCCUAAGCACAACACCGCAGCAGCAGCAGCAUGUGUCACCGACCUCGACCACCGGCCCACCCGCGAUAGGCGCUUCCGUGCCCACCACAGCGAGUACGGGUGUCACCGUAGCGGCGGUAACUGCAGCAGGGGGACAGCCAAACCACUACCUCUCUCUUGUGAACAGCUGUGGCCGUGCGACGGAGAUUAAUCUGCGCCGCGGCGUUCACGGCCUCCUCACCCAGCUCUUCCGUCUCUUGAAGGCGUUGCUGCACCGCCUCCACUCAGCCCAAGCUGCACCUCAUCGCUUCCUGUUGGAGUCGUGGGAGUACGGUGCCUUUGCGGUGUUCACGGUGUCGCUGAUGGCAACGCCGAUGGACACGACAGAUGUGCGACUGUGCGCACCGUUCUUCGCGGACGUCGUCACGGGUCUUCUGCCUUCCUUCACGCGGCUGUCGCGGACGGAGUCGCUGCUGCUGACGAGCGAAGCAGAGGAGCACAAAUUUCUAGUGGAGGUCGCAAAACACGUGCGAGGCCUUUCCUCCUCCACUUCUUCGACGCCGUUUAUUGGGGAAGGCGGCUGUGCGGAGCUGGGUGAGGCCGACGCCCCGGCGUCGCGUGAGCCGCAGUUCACACGCACCGUCGAGGAAACCGCCAGGAACGCGUCGACCGCCACCAGUGGGGGCGAGGACGUCGGUGUGUGGGACGUUCUGCAAGGCGCUACGGCUGCCUCCUGGACCCCUGGACACGUGCGCGUGGAAAUCUGGAACGGUAGCUGCAACGGCUUCUACGUUGGGCUCGCGUCAUCCGAACUGCCAGCCGACGUCUGCGGACCGGAGAGGGACCCAAAUGGUAUUUACUUCGUGGGUGACGGCACACUGCAGUACGGCGACGUCACGCGAAAGCUGCGGCGACUGCCCCGCUGGCACGCCGGCGACGUGGUGGAACUCAGUUUCGUCUUCGCGAGCGGCAAUUGGGAUGUGGUGAUGGCGCUGAACGGUGUCUCGAUGGUGCGCCUCACGUUGCCACGUCGCGACUUCCGCCUGGUCGCCGUGAAUGUGCGCUCUGGCGAGUAUGUGCCGGGUCGCAACCACGUCCACGUGCUGUCGGUGACCCCCAUCUACAGUAAGAGCAACGCGAUUGCGGACAAGCGCCGAAGAUACGCCGCUGCGACUCGAGCCACCGCAGCGCUGUCGACAUCGUUGGCCGCUGCGCCGGCUGACGUGCGCCUCUCGCCCUUCUCGCGCCUCACCGUCUUCAACGUUUCCCUGUUUUUAGAACUUGUUCUGCACUACCUCGUGCUCCACAGCUCGCGUCAGCAUUACCCUGCCUUGGCGAGCUCGACGGCGGCGGGGAGUACGGCGAGCGGAGCGACAACGGUGUCGGCCGCCCACGCUGGACACUCCUCACAACAGGGCCUCCGUGGGCUGCUGCGUCGUAAUGCCUCUUCGACCACCCUCGCGGGCACGCACCCCGGCGACCACAACACCGCUGCCGCUGCCGCCGGCGCAGGCGAAGGCGUCCACCUCGUGCAGGUGUGCACCGCACCACUGCAUCACAGCCUCCAGCAGCUGGUCCACCUCCUUCAUGACCUUUCCCAAUCCGACAGCACCGGCAGCAGCAACACUUCUGGUAAAGCCGAAGCGGAUAGCGAGAUGGAGGCGGACGAGGUGAAACGCACGACGGCGCAGCACAUCUCCAACGCGUUGCUGCUGGACCUCGUCGUGACGCUCUCCAUCUCGCUGCCCUCCUCCACCUCCACCUUGGCCAUGACGGUGGACGUCCUCACCGCCGUUGUCGAGUGCGAGGCGGUGACCCGCAAGGCGCGCACGGUGGCCCUCAGCGCCCUCUACAACGCCAUCACGCAACACACGUUCAGCGAGGCUGUCUCACCGGUGCACAACGCGGCCAUGCGACGACUGUGGACGGCGUGCUACCGCCUGGCAAGCGAGAGGCCGGGCUACCAACCCCGCUUCAGCACCGCCUCGGUGCCCGCCGGCUCCGUCGUCGUUUUCGCCGGCGGCCGCCGUAUCGAGCACCGCCGCGUGAGUGUGAGCACCGCGCUCUCAGGCAAUGUGCGCAGUAUGUCGUACGCGUGCAACCCCAUCGACCUCGACGACCGCGAGACGCCGGAGGUGGUCCGGGUGUCGGUCCGCCUGCAGCGCGGCUUCCAGUGCGAGACGCUGGGACGGUACUACUACUUUGGCCUGGCCGACGUUGCCGCAGCCCCGGCUUCUGCGCUCGUUGCCCAGGGCAAUGCGAGCUCCACUUCUGCGUCAAUCAGCGACGUGGAGCCGUCUUUGCCGAAAGCCACCACAACGGCUGCAAGGGACCUGACGAGGCACCCUGGCGAGCGCGCGAAGCAGCGGCGCACCUACUACAUCUCCGAUUAUCUCUCCGACGUUCCCGAAGCGGCGGUGCAGAAGGCGGACGUGGCCCACGCGAAGAACUACCUCAACUCGGAGUCCAACAUCAUCUUCGGCUCCGGCGACGUCGUGACGGCCGUGGUGUACGUGCGAGAGCGGUGGAUCAGCUUCGAGCGCAACGGGCUCCCGCUGAACGUGCAGUACCGCGACAUCCCCGCCACCGUGCACUGCCUCUACCCGUUCGUGGAGCUUUACAACCGUGACAGCCGUGCGAAGUGGAUGUACGCGCCGGAUGAGGCGUCGAUGAGUGCGCGUUACACGAUGCGGGCGAUGCUGCUGGCGUGGCCCAACGCCGUUCUUCCGCUUGUUAAGGAGUACUUGUCCAAGUUUGGUGUGCCGAGGGCCCCGCGUGCGACCGCAGACCCGCAGGGCCUCCUCGCGCCGCUGCCCCGGUCCACCACCGACAGCGCCGGCAACAGCCGGACCAGCGGCAGCGUGUGUGCCAACGAGAAAGAAGGCGCAGACACGCUCGAUGUGGUGCUGGGUGUGCUGGGGGCAGACGGAGAGGAGAUGCGCAUGGUGUACGUGGCCCCGCCGCAGCUGGACCAGCCGAGCGGUCGCGCGGAGUCGGUCCGCGUGGAGCGCUUUGAGCGCAGUAUGGCGGUGGUGAGCGACGAGGCGGGCUCUCUGCAGCGCGUGUGCGCCGCGGCACUGGAGCCGGACACGACGAAGGAGGUCGAUGUCCUUCCGGAGGCGGCGCUGCGUUCUGUGCUGCAGGCAUGUGUGCCCGAGCUGGCCGUCUUAGCUACGCAGUGCCUGCAGGAGCUCCUCAUUAUGGACGACCAUGAAGACGAAGGCAGUCUAAGCGAUGUGCAGCAUGGCACGCCCACGUCCACCACAAGGGAGGAGAAGGAGAAGGAGAGCGGGCCGGCAACGCGCCAGAUUGUGCUGCAUCGCCCGGAGACCCUCUUGCGCGUCUUACGACUCUUUUUUAACUUAAACGCCAACGUCAGCACUCCAACAGCAGCGACGAUGGCAGGAGCAGCGGCUCGCAGCGCCCACAGCGCGCCACAGUCAAACACGCUCUCGUUGGAUGCAGCUUCUGCAACGACGCUGACUCUCGCCGAACCGAUGGAGCGGGCCAUGCUGACUCUAUUACCACUGUUGGAAGCGUUGCUGCCGGCAGCCCAGCUCGACCUGCCACCGGCGGUUCUGCUGCGCGAGGCGUGGAAUGAGAUGUGGUGCAACCCAAACUUGCGAUGGCAGGUGGACAUUACGGUGCCGCGCUGCUCUUCGGCUGUCACUUCUCCAGCGGCGUCGAAGGGGGGCUCAGAGAAGACGGGGGCGGGGCAACAGGAGCAACUACAGCAGCGUGGGGGUAACGACAACUCAACCAGCAGCGCAGGCGGUCUGUCGAUGAAUUUGGCGGAGCUGGACUACUCGUACACUGAGCCCGCCGGCGUCACGUACGGCUCGAGUGCGCGGCGCUUCGACGACCGCCUUCGGGGGAGUCGGGCAGACGGCGGCAAGUGGCUCUGCCCGUCGUGCGGUAAGUGCUGGUCCGCCUGCGCCGCCCAUCACAAGGUGCCAUCAAGCUGGUGCGAUUUGCUCGACCGCGUGUUGCGGCUGCUGCAGCGCCAAAAUGCGUCCGCGUCGCACCGGCACGCGUCAUCGCCGUACUGCGGGUGGUUUGCGGAGUGGACCGAUGGACCGUUGGAGGCACCACCGGAAGGCAGUGCACAGCGCAACAUCGGUGACAGCCACGACCCGCAGACGCCGUCGGCGGACGAGGACAGGGCUUAUCACAGUCCCUCCUCUGCGCAGUCGUCUGAUGCGCAGCUCUGGGAAGACACGGAGGACACCUCGUCGGCGGAAGACGAAGAGGCAGCGGGUGACGACGACGGCGAUGAUGUGGUGGCAGACAGCACAGAAGCGUCUGACACGGCGGGGAAUAGUACUCCUGCAGUGUCGUCGCCGGGCGGCACAGCUGCUCCUGCGUCUCCCACGCGCACGGAGGAAAUGAAGGAGCGUACCGCCGUGAUGAAGGAGGGCGAAGCGCCGGUGACUCUCGUUGUCCGGCGUGUCCAGAAACCGUCUGAUAAAGAGGGCAGUGACGAUGACGACGAGGCUGUCCACGUGGAGGGCAGCGGCGAAACCCCGCAGGCCUCCUUCACUUUUGCGGGCUGCCUCAUCUCCCCCACGCUGCUGCGCGGGCAGAUGAUGUUUGACCGCAGCGACCCCCCCGACGAGGAGAGCGAGCCGCCGGCCACCCAGGCGUGGGCCUGCCCCCUCUGCACUUUCCUCAACGAGCCCGCCGAGGUACGGUGCGCCAUCUGCGGCAACGGGCGGCCCGGCGCGUCGUGGACGUGUCCGGUGUGCAGCUACGCCUACAACACGCUCACCUCGGCCACCUGCGUCACCUGCGGCUGCAUGCGGCCCAGCAGCGUACGUCGGCAGCAUGACGCUGCUGGGCCGAGUUGCCACUGCACCAGGUGCCACCAGCGCGAACACUUCAGGAACUUCCACGCCAUGCGGUACCGCCACUACUGCUCCAGCUGCGGCACCGUCACGCGUUGGCUGCCGAAGGACAAGUACAGCACCACGAUUGAGGCACGCCUCGUGGGCGACGGCGGGAUGCUGGAGUUCCAAUGGGCGUUGGACGGGUACAACACCGUUUGCUUCGGCCUGCGCACCCGCGCGUACAACGCAGACGCGCUGUGGAGCCUGGUUGACGCGGCGGCGAGGAAGCGAGGAUCGUCGGCGCUGAAGGAAGUGAGCCGCUACGUCCCGCCCGUCCCCGAGCGUCCCCUCAGCACGCCCUCCGCAAGACCAAAUGCGUCCGUUACGGCCUCCUCGUCCUUUCCCUCCGCCGCGAGCCCUGAUGGGCAGCCGUGCAUGGUCGGGGGAAUCGUCUACUACGCGAGUGCGUUGGUGCUGCGGUACGCGAGGCUGCUCUCGCCGCCGCAGCUGGCCGAGCCGGACUUCCUGCGUCGUCUGCACGUAUGCGGGCCGGAGUGGCUGGACAGCUGGGCCCAGUUUUCCCUCUCCGUUGUGAAGCCCAUUUUCAAGCAAUGCGUGAAGCUUCUGCAGGACGGGGUGCGCCAGCCGGAGCUCGUCUCCAACAUUGCCACCGUUGCCUUGGCGCUGAUUCGUCAGCAGCCCGAGGCACUCGGUGCGGAAAAACACGCCCUGCUCUACGCCCUGUGCCUCAACGUGGUUCGCUACGGCGACGCAGCCCAGCGCAAGGCGAGCUAUACCUGCAUCAGCGCCCUUCUGGAAGACGACCUAGCCGCCGCGCUGAACGUUCAGCCACUGGUCCCUGUGCUCUCGCUGGAGCCGCCCGUGGAGGGGCAGCAGCGGGCGACCGUGCUGGCGCUGCUGCACCACGUCUCGACGAACUCCACCCCAACCAUCGCCAAGGCGUGUGCGUGUCUGGCGCGGACGGUGGAGGCGAUGGAGCACCAGCGGUUGCUUCCGCCGAUGCUCGGCAAGCCGUUUCCGUACUUGGUGGCACUCACGGAAACACGACUGAACGAGGGCGGUGAGUUGCUGGUGGGGCAGGUGCGUGGCAGCAUAGGAGUGGCUCCGACCAAGAAAGGAAAGUACUACUACGAGGUGGAGGUACCGCGCGAAUUCGUGUCGGACCGCGCCAAGACGAUUGUGAUGGGCUGGGGCACCGUCGAGCACGAGCGCAUCGCCUCCGCUCAGCACGUCGGCUCCGAUCUGCACUCCUGGGGCUUCAACUGCCGAGAGCACCUGCGGCUGAUGAUGACGGAGCAGCCGGUGCCGGUGCCGCGGCGGCCAAACCAGGGCGACGUGAUUGGGUCGAUGUUGGACCUCGAGACGAUGAUGGUGUGCUGGACCAUCAACGGACAGGAAACCUGGUGGGUAUCGGUGCCGGCCCAGGGGAACGGCGAGGAGAUCUUCCCGUACGUGAGCGCCUCUGUCGAGCCGCAGAGCGUGAAAAUUCGUCUGGGAAACACUCGCUUCAAGCCGGCCGGCUACGAAGACUACUCACCGCCGUCCGAUCGGGACUUGUGGACGGAGGACACGGACAGCAGCACUGGCUAUCAUGGCAAAGUGAAUAAGAACAGACCGAAAUCGGCCGCGGGGACGACCAAGAAGCACACCCCACCAUCGUCUCACCCUCCGCAGAGCUAUGAGUUCUACCAGCAGCUGAGCCGGGCUUUGGAGGAAGCUUCCAUUACGACGCUCGACGACACAUCAAUUCUCUCCUUACUCGACACGACCACCGCGCGCAGCGUUCUGCGGCAGUAUCCGGCGGUGCUGGAGCUUAUGUGCGCGGCGCAGCGCGGCAACGAAGCGGCAGUCGAAAGUGCGGCUGGCGGUGCAUCGAGGGCGAGUACGUCAUCGGCGGACGGCACAACGGCGGGAGGAGACGCAGAGGAUGUGCAGCUGCUCAUCCCGUACAUUCAGCGGCUGCGGCGCGCGCAGGAGCUGACGAUUGUCGUGGCGCGGCACCUCUCUCUGAUCGAGAAGUUUCCAUACCUCAUGUCAUGCUAUAUGAAAGCUACCAAUUUGCUCUUUAGCAGCGGUCGAUGGACGAUCUUUGAGCUGCAGCCCGGUGGGCGCCCCAAGUAUCAUGGUGGGCACGCUUUCCGAGUUUUGGUGUCGGUGCGGAAGGCGAAGCACGUCCGCAAGGAAGCGGAUGCAGAGUGGCUGUCGCAGCAUCCUAAUUUAAUACAGCAGCAGCAGCAACAACUGCUUCAGCGGCUCUCGCCCCAGCCCUCCACGUCCUCCGCUGGAAUGCUGGGUGCGCAGCUUACAGAGGACGACUUCCUCACCUUCCUGCCGCUGUCUUUUUCUGCUCGGGAAGCUGCGCACGGUCGCGAUCAGAGCAGCAGCAGAAGCAGCCCCGGCAGCGAUGCCAGUGCAUCUGCCAGACGACGCGGCGUGCGCGAGGAAGACGGCGAUGGCAGCGCUGCGGAGGAAGACGAGGAGGAGGAGUACAUGGACGUGGAGAGCGGCGAGGACGGUGAAAGCGAAGACAUGAGGACCCUUACCGGUGACUUGGAGCGCUCCGCCUCUUUUGCUGAGCUGCGCAAUGCUCUGCAGGAGGCCUGCGGUGACGGUUCGCAGCUUUCGCCCAUCGAGCGCCGACUGCGCUGCAGCGUGACGGGGCAGCUCUUUACGCAGCUGGAGAAGACGCGGGUCUACCAGCGGGCGCGCAUGUUCGCGGUGCACCUCGAGAGCACGUUGGCCGUCGACGCCGGCGGGGUCACGCGCGCCGUCAUGAGCAUGGUGGGCGAGGAGCUGAGUUACCGCUUUGUGCGCGGCAUCCGCAUCGAUCCUCUCCUGCCGCUGUUCCAGCUUUGCGGCCACAGCACCAUCUUCACCGUGGUGCCGAACAUGGCUGCGUUGUACGCCAGCGAGGCGGCCGACGACGGCGCCGAGGGCGGGCUGCUGCGACGCAUGUUCGAGUGGCUGGGCAAGCUGAUUGGCAACAUGGUGCUCUGCGGCACGUUGAAGGUGCCCUUUGACUUUCCCCGGCUGGUGUGGAAGACACUCACGUUCCAGGAGGAAACGGUCACGCUGGCGGACUACGCGUACGACAUCGACGACAACAUCACCGCGGCGCUGGAGGAUGACGAGUUUGUGCUGAGCGAUGCGUUCUUCGCUGCGCUGCCGGAGCACGUGCGGGCGAGCCCUGCCUUUUUGAAGAGCCUGCAGGGAAGCGGCAGCAGCGGCGGCGAUAAAGUCGGCCGAGAUGGCCACGCCGGCGACGGCAGUGGCAAUAGCAGUGGUGACGGUAGCGGUGACGCGGUGGGACAUCACGCCGCGUUGCCCUCCGCACGCCCGCUGCGACCCUAUGUGUGCAUGACGCCGGCCAUGAGCAUGCAAGACAUGAGCCACUACGCGUUGGAGGAGUUAGAAGAGCUCGCCGAAUAUGCCGAGGCCGCCGAGUUGAGCCGUCGUCGCGCUGUUGCUCAGGAGGUGUUGCUGCAUCAGUACGAUCCGGCUCUCCUUGCGAUGCGAGCCGGACUGACCUCUGUCGUGCCGGCGUCGUCACUGCGGUCGGUGCGGUGGGAGGACCUACGCACCCGGGUGUGCGGCAACGGCGCCGCCUCCACGGAGCACGUCUUGGCCGAGCUGGACAUGUCGUCGCUCUCCCCGUCAAUGCGUGCGAUGUUGACGCAGGUGCUGAGCAGCUUCACUCAGUCGCAGCUGUCUCGCUUCCUCUUGUUCUGCUCAGGGCAGAGCCGCAUUCCGCUGCCCGAGAAGGUGUUCGUGAACUGCGGUGAUAAGGCGGGACGGCUACCGACGGCACAUACGUGCUCGCCAAUCUCGCUCCUGCUGCAGCCGUGCUCUACAGCGGCAGAGCUGCAGAACAGUCUUGAGGCGUGUUUGACUCACGCCUCAGAGUUCGGAUUCAUUUGA
Molecule: messenger RNA, 13155 nt
Organism: Leptomonas pyrrhocoris
Lineage: Eukaryota; Euglenozoa; Kinetoplastea; Trypanosomatida; Trypanosomatidae
Exons: 1
Coding region: 946-13155 (4069 amino acids)
Cellular component (GO): cytoplasm
Molecular function (GO): ubiquitin-protein transferase activity; protein binding
Source: RefSeq, a predicted model, not a curated record